This is a messenger RNA of Anisakis simplex (herring worm), 417 nucleotides long. NCBI's taxonomy places the organism in Eukaryota, Metazoa, Nematoda, Chromadorea, Rhabditida, Anisakidae. The record is from the annotation of a GenBank genome assembly.
AUACGCAAGUUGGCCAGUGUUGAGAACUGCUCGGCACAGGAUGAAGCCGGCUCAUCGUCGUCUGCUGGUAGCAUCAGCCCAGUGCUCUACUCACCGGAUGCGUUCAUUCGGGUCGCGAUACCCGAUGAAUUGGACGGUUCGAUUCGAUACCAUACAUUUCCGGGUGCGGCACAGAUGACUGCCGGCAAACUUUGUCGUGUUAUCGCAAAUCAGUUCGGCAUCACGAAUCCUGAGGACAAUGGAUUAUAUCUGCUUGUCGAUGGAUUCGAGACGUGUUUAUUGGCCAACGAAUGUCCGGACACGAUACGUCACCAAUUACAACAAGCGCAUAAAUCCUUUCUGUUCGCCUAUAAACGUCAUGAAGCUAAAAUUGCCUGGCCGAAGGCGGCGAUCAGCGGUUGUCCAUCAAGGACAUGA